Molecule: messenger RNA, 1634 nt
Organism: Daphnia pulex (common water flea)
Lineage: Eukaryota; Metazoa; Arthropoda; Branchiopoda; Diplostraca; Daphniidae
Product: divergent protein kinase domain 2A-like
Exons: 4
Coding region: 33-1526 (497 amino acids)
Source: RefSeq, a predicted model, not a curated record
UUAGAAAUUUAUCAACAAUAUCAAAACAAGACAUGGACAUGGACAUGAGAAGAAGACGAAGUGAUUUAGAUUCUGAGAAUUUUAGCUCAACGUUGAAUAUGCGUUUAAAAUCCCAGUUAUUUAAAGAAAAGUUUAGUUUCGAAAUUGUUGGAAAACAACAACUAUUAGAUAGUGAAGAGGGCAUAUUGAAAUAUCCAAACAUAAAAUCUCGCUCGAGAAUGAAACCGUUAUUAGUGUGGGUAGUUACUCUGGGUGUUUUCUCAACUGCUCUUCUUAGAUCAGCCAUUCCAAUAUAUUUGAAUGUAGCAGAUGAAAAGUUUCUUGAAUUAAAAAAAUGUCCUGCUUGCUAUGGAGUUAUGUUAUGUCCCGCUUUCUUGAUGGGUGAUAUUGUGCCAGAAACUUGGUCUAGAUUUAAAGCAGCUCAAUUGCUUAAUACAAAGAAUGUUUAUUUUGCUACCUUCAAGGAUAAACAUGUUGUUCUGAAAAAGCUUGGACAUGAUCCUCAGCUUGAACAGCUUGAUCACCACAUUCUACAACAAUCUGUAGGACUUCUAAAUAAUCCUAUUCAACAAGUCAGUGUGUCAGCAGCUGUACGCCCCUACACCCAGCAAAAUGUGUGGCUUGAUUGUGUUAAGGAUUUCGAAGGGAAUGGCAGCACUCUUGUUCACCGUUUACGAGUUUUUGAUCCUUCCUCCCAAGAUAUUAGUAGUAAUGAUUUGCAGCCUUCUAUUGGUCGUUUUAGAGGAAGUGACAUGCUCAUGUGCCCAUCUCAACGUAAACUGAAUUACAUCGAAAAUGAAUUCGUUAAGAAUAAUUUUGGGCUUUACAGACUAACAUGUCUGUAUAACCUAAUGACAUUAUUAUUACUUAAUUCGGAGCCGUUAAUUUUUCAAACGUUUCCGGCCAAGGAAGGAUGGCCUUUUCCUAUCUACUAUGGGGCGUGCGGUCGAGUAGUAGUAGAAGAAUAUGUCGGGCCAAACCUAGCACAGUGGCUUCCCCAGGCCUCCUGGAAAGAACGAAUUAAUGCUGCUUUGCAACUGCUUAUCAUCGCUGAUAAAUUCACUAAUGGAGCUGCUGAUUUUAGACUGUAUCUCACCGACCUUAGCCUAUUUAAUACUGCUGUGGGCUCUGAUGGAACUCUGAAGAUCGUAGACGGUGAAAAUAUUGUGAUGGUUGAUUUAGAAAAAAUUCGAACAGACCGACCCGAAAAUUUUGAUGUACCUUAUGCGAGUGAUAAUGCCGGUUGUGAACAUCUGCCUUCCGAUCCACAUUGUAUGAGCUACAGCGAGCAAGAUAUGUGCAAUCGGCUUCAUAACGACCAUAAUUUCUUUGCUGUCUGUCGAGAACUGUUCUCACCAUUGGACAGUUUUGGAUUGGCAAAUGGUUUACCUGAAAAGAUUUUGAAACGUUUCCCUCUUAUCCCAGUGUAUCAAACUGAUUGCUAUUCCUCUACAAUUCCUGGAGUGAGGAAGAGUGCGGCUGAAAAUCUCAUUUCGAUUUACCAAGAAAUUUUGGCGGAUAUGUAAUUUCUGGGGAUAUGCGUGAUCUCGAACUACUACCUCAAUAACGUCUAUCUUAGUUCUUUCUUUACUAUCAAAGUUCCGUACAUUACAUUUUACUGUUUAUUCAUAAAA